AUGGGUGAGACGACUAGUCUAGAGGUGCUCCGGCAGUUUUGCAAGGGCAUGCGGGAAGUCUUUGGUCCGGAGUUCCUACGAAAGCCAACCUCUGAUGAGUGCCAGAGACUGCUAGAUAUGCACGGUGCGGUGCACAGUUUCCCAGGGAUGAUGGGCAGCAUUGAUUGCAUGCAUUGGGAGUGGAAAAACUGCCCGGUGGCGUGGAAAGGCCAGUUCACUACUGGUUUCAAAAGCAAACAUCCUUCGAUGAUCCUGGAAGCCGUUGCUGACUACCGUUUGCGAAUCCGGCAUGCGUAUUUCGGUGUUGCAGGUUCGAACAACGACAUCAACGUUCUGCAGUCGUCGCCUAUCUUCAAUGAUGAGUGCCGGGGAGAGGGUCCAGAGAUCAGUUUCGUAGCAAACGGCACGCAGUAUCGCAGGGGAUACUAUUUGGCAGAUGGAAUAUACCCUCGUUGGCCCGUAUUCGUCAAGACACUUCGCCAACCGGCUGGAGCGAGGAGACAAUAUUUUGCGCGAAAACAAGAGGCCGCUAGGAAAGAUGUUGAGCGAGCUUUUGGUGUGCUCCAAGCGCGAUGGGCCAUUAUACGCUGCCCGGCACGAGUUUGGCACGAAGAUGAUGUCGCGAAUAUUAUGUUAGCAUGUAUCAUAUUGCACAAUAUGAUAAUAGAAGAUGAAGGAUUUGCUGCAGAACGUUGGGCACCGGAAGAUGGUGCAAGUACAAGUCACGGCGUUGCCUCCGCGCCGAUACAGAUGGGUGUACCACGUAGUAAUGAAUAUCUGAUCCAACGUUUCGCUGAUAUACGCAGGAGCACAGCACAUCUCCAACUCUAG
This is a messenger RNA of Salvia hispanica, 831 nucleotides long. The record is from RefSeq and is a predicted model, not a curated record. Lineage: Eukaryota; Viridiplantae; Streptophyta; Magnoliopsida; Lamiales; Lamiaceae.